This is a messenger RNA of Nerophis lumbriciformis (worm pipefish), 1584 nucleotides long. NCBI's taxonomy places the organism in Eukaryota, Metazoa, Chordata, Actinopteri, Syngnathiformes, Syngnathidae. The record is from RefSeq and is a predicted model, not a curated record.
AUGGAGCGCCUUGGGUCCCUCCCACUUCUGCUUCUAUUGUUUACGUCUGUCAGAUGUCAAUUCGAUGCCUGCGGGCGGACGACGGGGCGCGGCUGGGAAGCGUCCCCCUGCCAGCCGCCGCCCGCUAACAUGAAAGAAGCCAUGCAAAUUAGGGUUGAUCCACCAGGGGUCACCUGCGGGAACCCCCCGGAACGAUUCUGCACCCUGGAGAACCCGUACCUGUGCAGCGACGAGUGCGACGCGUCUAGCCCGGACCUGUCUCACCCGCCUCAGCUGAUGGGAGACCGAGAAAGGGGCGGCCUAGUCACUUACUGGCAAACGGUCACGUGGUCCCAGUACCCUGAGCCCCUGUUGGCCAACGUCACGCUGUCGUGGAACAAGAGCCUGGAGGCCGCGGAUGACCUGGUGGUCAGCUUCGAGUACGGGCGUCCCACCGCCAUGGUGCUGGACAAGUCUACGGACAAAGGGCUGACGUGGCAGCCGUACCAGUUCUACGCCGACGACUGCAUGGAGACCUUCGGCAUGCCGCCCAAGCGGGUGUCCGACUUAGCGCCCAGCAACGUGACCAGGGUCAUCUGCACCGAGCGCUACUCCAGAUGGGUGGGCGCCAAGGAGGAAAAGACAGUGGUGUUUGAGGUGGGAGCUCGCUUGCGCCUCUUCGCUGGCCCCAAACUCCUCAACUUGGACGCCUUGUACACACGACUGCAGAGCAGCAAAGCUUUGCGAGACUUCUUCACUUUCACCAACCUGCGCCUGAGGCUCCUGCGACCGGCUCUUGGAGGGACCUAUGUCCAAAGAGACAACUUGCUCAAGUACUUCUACGCCAUUUCCAACAUCGACGUACCCGCUAGGUGCAAAUGUAACCUGCACGCUUCCGCUUGCGUGUUGCGCGACGCCACGCUGACGUGUGACUGUGAACACAACACCGGCGGACAAGACUGCCAACGCUGUAGCGCCGGGUUUGAGUCCCGCCAAUGGAUGCCCGGGAGCUUCCUGCCGCUUCCGGGAGGGAUCGCCAAUGCAUGUGAAGCGGCAGAAACAACCACCAAAUGCGAAUGUAACGGCCACUCCAACCGCUGCAGCUUCAUGGACUUCUUGAACGUGGUGACGUGUGUGAGCUGCAAGCACAACACCAGAGGUCACCGUUGCCAACACUGUCGCGUCGGAUACUACAGGAACCCAGACCUGCCGCUGGAUCACGAGGACAUUUGCGUGGAGUGCCAGUGUGACACGGCGGGCAGCCGCUCACGGCAUUGCGCCGCCUCGGGUGACUGCCAGUGUAGAGACGGCGCCACCGGGAGGCGCUGCGACCAAUGUCUGCCCGGAUACACGCGGAGAGUGGGCGAGGCCGGCUGCACAGUUAACGUGUGCGAUGAGGUCCGGACGUGUCAGAACGGCGGCACUUGCGUCGACUUCCUGCGCUGCGACUGCGCCGAGGGCUUUGCAGGCGCGUACUGCGAGCGGCGUGAGUGUCUGAAAAAGAGUGGUUGCCUUGACGCCGACACUGACGCGGCCUCGACGACGUCGCCCUCAUGGAUCACGAUGACACUCGGCCUGAUCGCUGUCGCAGCCACUUAUGUAUGA